Oenanthe melanoleuca is the source of this 4283-nucleotide messenger RNA. RefSeq names its product keratinocyte differentiation factor 1 (gene KDF1). The transcript is spliced from 4 exons. Gene Ontology annotation, cellular component: cell junction. The coding region runs from base 992 to 2239 and encodes 415 amino acids. Gene Ontology annotation, biological process: regulation of epidermal cell division; keratinocyte development. NCBI's taxonomy places the organism in Eukaryota, Metazoa, Chordata, Aves, Passeriformes, Muscicapidae. The record is from RefSeq and is a predicted model, not a curated record.
ACUGUCCCCCUGUCCCCGCUCUGUCCCCGUGUCCCCUCAUUGUUCCGGCUCUGUCCUCGUUCUGUCCCCUCCCGCCGCCCCGGGCCCUGCCCCCGCUGGCCCUGGGGAAGGCUGGUGCCUCUCGGAGCUCUCGGCUCUCCCUGGGCUCAGCUCUGGCUGCCAUAGAGGGGGCGCGGUGGGAUCCUGUGCAGGGCAGGACAGGCUGGGAUGGUUCUGUUCCCUGCCGUUCCUGCUGCCAGCUUCUCCUCUCCCCAGAAAUCCCCAUCUGGAGGACAUGGUGGGGGCCCAGGGAAGGCAGAGGGGGCUCUGUUUGGUGCCCAGCUGGGUCUCCAUUUUUCCUUCCCUUUCAUUUAGGAGGGAGAAGAGCCAAACUUUGUCUGCCUGCCCCGUGCUGGAGCCCUGGUUGUCAGGGUGGGUGUUUGGGACACAGGGGAGCCUUUGGCAAGAGGCAGCUCCUUGGCCAGGUUGUUUGUAUCCCAAAUAGCUGAGAGGGAAAGAAGCUGCUGGAUCCUGGGGUGCACAGGGGGGAUGUGGACCCACAUUUGCUUUGGGUCAGGACCUCCAUCCCUGCAGAGCAGAUGGGAACAGGAGCUCAACAGGUGAUUGCAGCUCCUGGCCAGGCUCCUUAGGACUCCUCACAGCUGUGGGUGCUUCCACAGAGCUCAGAGAGUGAAUCCUGUCUGCUGAGUUUAGGAGAUGUUCCCUAGCUGCCAACACCACCAGCAGUGUGGUUAUGGGCAGUGGAUGUGACAUUGUUCAGGAGAUUCACAACUUAACUGAGCUUUUUAAAACUUUCCAAGGAAAUCCCUCCCUCUGAACAAUGAAGAUCUUAGACCCUGGCUAACCCUGAGUCCUGCAAACCCUUUGUGGAUCCUUCCUGGCUGCUCUGGAGCAGAUGCUGAGGCUCCCUAGGGGAUCUUCUCCAGUCACUCCUGGUGCCUGUGUCAGAGCAGAGGAAGCUCCCAGCCACCGUGUGCCCGAGAGCUGAGCCAUGCUGGGCAGGAGGAGCCGCCUGCCCCCCGAGCAGCCGUGCCAGGAGGCCGUGCCACUGCGGGCCCGGGCAAACAGGGACACGGAGCUCAGCCUGGGCGUCCUGGGGGGCUCCAGCAGGGACACAGGUGUCAGCCUGGAUGUGCUGGGGGGCUCCUCGCCCCAGCCCAAGGGUGGCCGCAGCCGGGCGCAGCAGAUGAGGGACAGGAAGGGACGCAGGGCCGAGCUCAAGGACUCCAACGGCCGAGAGGCAGAGACCAUCACCUUCAUCUCCGGCACGGCUGAGGCUGCCCCGAACCAGAACUUCUGCUGCUCUGCCCUGGCUCAGGCCUGGAACACGUACAAGGCUGUUUUCUGCUGCAUAGUGACGUGUGGGGGCUGCUUCCAGGACUGCAGUGUCUGUGUUCCCUACCCGGGGCCCGCCGAGACCUCCACGGACGAUGGGAAGAACGGAGACUACAACGGGCGGCUGCCAAACAGCCCCAGCAGCUCCUCUCCUGCUGAGAAGAACGGCAACCAGAUCAAAAAGUCCAGCAUGGGCAGCAGUUUCAGUUACCCAGACGUGAAGCUGAAGGGCAUCCCUGUCUAUCCAAACAGAAGCCCCAAUCACCACCUGGAGUCUGACUCCUGCUGCAAGGAGCUGCUGGAGAAGCCCUUCAGGAACAGCAUGGAGAAGCCCGCCGUGCCCAGCAGCCACAGGAGCUCGGAGGAGUAUUACUCCUUCCACGAGUCGGACGUGGACAUCAGCGAGCUGAACGGCUCCAUGUCCAGCCGCCAGAUCGACGUGCUCAUCUUCAAGAAGCUGACGGAGCUGUUCAGCGUGCACCAGAUCGACGAGCUGGCCAAGUGCACCUCGGACACCGUCUUCUUGGAGAAGACCAACAAGAUCUCGGACCUGAUCAACAGCAUCACGCAGGACUACAACCUGGACGAGCAGGAUGCUGAGUGCCGCCUGGUGCGGGGCAUCAUCCGUAUCAGCACCCGCAAGAGCCGCGCGCGGCCGCCCCUCUGCAGCCGCGAGCGCUCGCGCGGCGCCGCGCCCGACAGCGGCAACGAGACCAUGCUGGAGUCCAUGCUGACCAGCCAGGACGAGCUGGCUGUGCAGAUAUCGGAGGAGACGCCAGCAGAUGUGAUGGCCAGGAACAUGAGGCGGCACAGCAGCGCAGGCUCUCCAACCAGCAGAGAUUCCUCUUUCCAGGACACAGAGACUGACUCCUCUGGGGCUCCUCUGCUCCAGGUGUACUGUUAAAUGACCUGAGCAGCAGGGAGGCAUCCCAGGCUCUGCUGCAUCCCAAUCUUGCCAUGUGGAGUGUGCUGUGCCACAUUUGAUUUUCUUUUUCCCAGUCUACCCUGAAGCCAGAUGCCUCCUGCUGUCGGAAUUUCACUGGAUGUUUUGGUUUUUUUGGACAAUCAAGGAAGCAAACUGCAGAGCUAAUGAACUUGGGAGGUGGAAUGUGUGCCCAGGGAGGAGAAGAUGGACAAGGAAGUGGCAGAUCAUUGUGCCUCUGUGAUUCUGUAAAUCACAUCUAGCUCCAGCAGCUUCAGUCUGGCUCAGCCCUUUCCCUGCUUUGAGGUGCAGUUCCUGUUUCCUGGCACUGCCUGAGUGAACCUGGAUGGGGAGUAACAGUGUGGUGUCUGUGCUGGUGCUGAGGUGCAGGCUGAGAUCCCGCUCUGGAGGGACCCAAAUCUCUAUGUAAAGUGCCUGUGUUGGUCUCACAACCCCAAAAUCUUCUGCCCAUGGUGUUUUCAGUAGCCAGAUCUGCCUUUCCCUGCUGGCCCUCGCUGUCACCUCCUGCUGCCUUGUGAGGUUCAGGUUUGUGGGGUUCAUUUAAUUUGUGGCCUCUUGGCUCAUCUGCUGGGACAGUGCCAGUCCUGGGCUGCCCCUGCCUGGGGAUCAGCUCUGCCAGCCUGCUGGGAGUCCUGGGGAGCACACACUGGGACCUGCCAGCAGCAGCUCUGCCUCCCUCCCCUGCCCAGCCCUCCUGGCAGAGCCUGGAGCAGGAGGGAAACACCUGACUCACUCCUAACUUUGUGGUUCAGAGCUGUUUGACUGUUCUGCUGGAAAAUCCCUUCCAAGUUGUUUGCUAGGAAAGGAAAGGGUCCUGAGAGUGCCUGCAGAGGGUUUGGGGGGCACUGCUGGCACCCAGCUCCUCCCUGUGGCAGGGGGAGGCAGGAGAUGGGCACUGCUGUCCCCAGGGCACGGUGCCAGGUGGCCUUGAGGGCUGCAGCAGGAGGAAGCUGCAUCUGUGCUGUUGCCACUGUUUGGUUGUUUGUCACAGAGUAAACACAGCAAGCCAUGGGACUUGCUUGGAGAUUGGGGUGCCCUUGGACAUGAGCAGAAAACACUUCAUUGAAUUCUCUAGCCCUAGGAUAAACACACCCACUGGAUUUUGGGGAGAGGGAAGCCCAGAUAGGCCCCAGGUUUUGGUGUGGACCGUGGUUUUGUGCCUCAGUUGGACUGGAAUGUGCCUCAGUUGGACUGAAAUGUGCCUUAAUUGAACUGAAAUGUGCCUUUAUUUUACAGCCUGUGGUUGCUCUUCAGAGGUUUGGGCAGGGACGAAGUGUUUAAUUCCUCUCACAAGCACUCAGGCUUCUUUAAAAGGCCAAAACCCUUUGAAAUUCCAGUUCCAGUCCCUGUUAGAGCCUGGUUUUGUAAACCACUGGCUUUUUUCAGAGUGUGCUUCCAGAAAUCAGGGGCAUUACUGAGACCACACCUGAAGAUAUUGACAGAGAUAUUUUGAAAAUAAAGGGGAGAGACUGAGCCUUGGAUUUGGCUUCCCCUCCCUGCUUUGUGUUUAAAGCUGUUGGUUUAUGAGAAAUCGAGUUUAUACAAGGAAAAGUCUUGAAGCAAGGCCAGGCUGGGACUCCCAGGGGAGCUGUGUGAGGUCAUCUCAUUCCCAGUGCUGCCCAUCCUGAGGGACCUGCUUGGCUCCUGCUUCUCAGGGGUUUGUACAUUAUUUGGACGAGUUUGCUCCAAGCUGUGUGCUGAGGUUCACAUGGCUCACACUGACACAGCUCUGUGGGCUGUGCUUUGGAGACAAGGAGUGAGCUGGACUUGCAAGGAGCAAAUACACAUUUUUAGUGUCUAGUCUGGGUGUGAAGAGUGAGUGUGUGUGGAUUAAACUAACAAAAAGACCCCAAGCCCCCCAGAAACUCACUAAGAAAGACUGUCAGCUCGAUGGUCCCUGAGCUGGUUCACCUGUGGUGUCUUAUGGGAUUCUUUUGCACUCAUUUGCCUUAAAUGUCCUGGUUUGGUCUUUUUUUAUAAAGUAAAAGUUGUGCUCUUUACCUGU